Gigantopelta aegis is the source of this 1490-nucleotide messenger RNA. Its product is annotated as NADH dehydrogenase [ubiquinone] 1 alpha subcomplex subunit 9, mitochondrial-like. Bases 60 to 1226 code for a protein of 388 amino acids. Gene Ontology annotation, molecular function: protein-containing complex binding. The record is from RefSeq and is a predicted model, not a curated record. Lineage: Eukaryota; Metazoa; Mollusca; Gastropoda; Neomphalida; Peltospiridae. Gene Ontology annotation, cellular component: mitochondrion. The transcript is spliced from 11 exons.
UUUGGUUAGUUGGAAAUUCCCCCGUUUCACUGUUGAUUACCGAAGACCAGUCUACCAUCAUGGCGGCGAUUGCCGUACAGAAAUGUUUAGUUAAUUUUGGACAACCGGCCAGGAGGCAGCUCCCUCGUGUUGUUGGUGCUUUCUAUAUCAACAAGCGACAUGGCAGCUCAAACAUUGUUGCUCUCAAGAAGGGGCCUGGUGGUCGCUCUUCCUUCAGUGGGAUUGUGGCAACUGUUUUUGGAGCUACAGGAUUUUUGGGACGUUACGUUGUCAACAAACUUGGAAGGAUUGGAUCCCAGGUUAUUAUUCCAUACCGAGGUGAACCGCUAGAUUACCAGUAUUUAAGGCUGGCAGGAGAAUUAGGACAGAUUCUCUUUUUGCCAUACGAUAUACGGGAUGAAGACUCGGUUCGGAAAGCCAUGAAAUAUUCAAAUGUUGUCAUCAAUCUGAUUGGGCGUGACCAUGAAACUCGCAACUUCACAUAUGACGAUGUUCACACCACAGCAGCUAGAAUGGUUGCCAAACUGGCUCGGGAAAGUGGAGUUGAGAAGCUGAUUCACUUCUCAUCCCUAAAUGCCAGCAACAGUCCGCAGCAAAUCUUCAUGAAGGAGGGCUCUCACUUCCUUAGGUCAAAGUAUGCCGGUGAACUGGCUGUUCGAGAAGAGUUUCCCAACGCCAUCAUCUUCCGACCAUCGGACAUGUACGGUGCUGAAGACCGAUUCCUCAGAUACUAUGCCAGCUUCUGGAGACGAGCCCACGCUCAGGUUCCGCUCUGGCACAAAGGAGAGGCCACCAUUAAACAACCAGUUUACGUGUCGGAUGUAGCUGAGGGCGUGAAACAGGCCAUCUAUAAUCCCGACGCAUUGGGAAGAACGUUUGAAACUGUCGGUCCUAAUCGUUACUACCUAGCGGAUCUCGUUGACUUCUUCUACAACUGCAUGAGAUUCCGACAGUUCAAGAGAAUACAUCUUACUCCUGUAUUCCGAAUGAAGGCUCAUCUUAUUUCACUGAUAUCACCAGACCCAGUCUGUUCACUGGAGAAGUUGGAACGGGAACACAUCACAGAUACUCUGACCGACUGUCCAACCUUGGAGGAUUUGGGCGUGGCACUGACAAAACUUGAAAACCGGGCACCUUUUGACCUGAAGCCAUUUAGACGAAAUGCAUACUAUGCUGAAACACUUGGCGAGUUUCCCGAUCCACCAGCUCCACCAGUUGUAGUGUGAAGUUGACUAGGAUAUAUAUCUAACUUGAGACACUGUGCGAUGUUACUGGGUCACUUCAAGUGAAAAAACAAACAGCAUGUCACGUUUAAUGAGACUGAAGUUCAGUGUUGGGUUUUAUUCUUGGAAUACUGAUCCCUAGUUAUUUUAUAGUUGGUAAUGAAGAUAUGAAACUGGUUUCUGAUACGAUGAGUUGUUAAAAUUAACUAUAUGUGUAACACGUGUGCUUAAUGUCAGUCAAUGACUGAAAUAAAUGUAUUUAUCAAA